Saccharomyces paradoxus is the source of this 873-nucleotide messenger RNA. It is a transcript of the gene DGK1, whose product is annotated as diacylglycerol kinase. NCBI's taxonomy places the organism in Eukaryota, Fungi, Ascomycota, Saccharomycetes, Saccharomycetales, Saccharomycetaceae. Gene Ontology annotation, cellular component: endoplasmic reticulum membrane. The transcript has a single exon. The record is from RefSeq and is a predicted model, not a curated record. Gene Ontology annotation, molecular function: ATP-dependent diacylglycerol kinase activity. Bases 1 to 873 code for a protein of 290 amino acids. Gene Ontology annotation, biological process: phosphatidic acid biosynthetic process.
AUGGGGACUGACGAUGCCAUUGCCCUUUCUAAUAGCACGCUAGAGCCGCGUACAGAAGCUAAACAAAGACUAUUGUCUAAGGGUCAUCAAGUGCCGGCAAAAGAAACUAGUCCAGCAAAAGAUGAGACUGGUAGUAGCGAUGACGAUGCACACGUUCCAGUGACAGAAAUACAUUUGAAAUCUCAUGAAUGGUUUGGCGACUUCAUAACGAAACAUGAAAUUCCCCGUAAGGUGUUCCAUUCUUCCAUUGGUUUUAUUACUCUAUACCUGUAUACACAGGGUAUUAAUUAUAGAAAUGUUUUAUGGCCUUUGAUAUAUGCUUUCAUCAUAUUGUUUAUUUUGGACCUAAUAAGACUAAACUGGCCCUUUUUCAAUAUGCUUUAUUGUAGGACUGUGGGUGCGCUAAUGAGAAAAAAGGAGAUCCAUACAUACAAUGGGGUAUUGUGGUACAUCCUUGGUUUAAUCUUUUCUUUUACUUUUUUCUCUAAAGAUGUUACCUUGAUAUCAUUAUUUUUGCUGAGUUGGUCCGAUACAGCCGCCGCAACCAUUGGAAGGAAGUAUGGUCAUUUGACACCCAAACUGGCAAGAAAUAAGUCCCUUGCAGGUUCGAUAGCUGCAUUUACGGUUGGUAUUAUCACUUGCUGGGUGUUUUAUGGUUAUUUUGUUCCCGCCUACAACUACGUCAACAAACCUGGUGAGAUUGAAUGGACUCCAGAAACAAGCAGAUUAAGUUUGAACAUGUUAUCUUUGUUCGGUGGUGUGGUUGCUGCUUUGAGUGAAGGUAUCGAUUUGUUCAACUGGGAUGAUAAUUUUACUAUUCCUGUCUUGUCAUCACUUUUCAUGAACGCAGUAAUCAAAACUUUCAAGAAAUAA